Messenger RNA from Trichobilharzia szidati, 2552 nucleotides. The record is from the annotation of a GenBank genome assembly. Lineage: Eukaryota; Metazoa; Platyhelminthes; Trematoda; Strigeidida; Schistosomatidae.
GUUGUACUUUGAUGCGGGACAAACAAAUAUUGUAAUGUUUAUUCGUACCUACGGACAGCCUAGAACACUUGUCAAUCGAAUCAGAACAUGCAGGAAGAACAGCAGCAGCAGCAACAACAACAAGACGAAGAAGAUGGAUUCAGUGAAUACGGAUACAAUUACAAGGACACUUCAUACUUCAAAUAAUGCAAGAAAUUAUGAUAGAUGUUCACUUGGCUCGAUUGGACGAAAGGAUAUACAAACAUGUUAUCAAAGUGCAAUUUAUGAUUCUGUAUUUAAUUUGCUCAAAAAGGAUGACAGUGACGUGAUUGACGCCCAUGAUUUAAUUGAACUAAUUAAUAAGGCUGGUAUCUCGUUAGACGAUCCUAGACUGGCCGAGUUUACAAAGGCGUUAAAAGAACUUCAAGGAAGUAAAACCAGCCAAAAUAUGAUUCAGAGUAAAUCAUUAACAUUGGACAGAGAGAAAUUUGAAAUCGUUGCUAAAGACAGUCUCCACAUGUUAAUACGUAUUAUGACGAAUGAUUUUUGUAUCCCAGAUUUUCAAUCAUUUGAAAAUGAAAUUGUAACAAUCUUCAAUGCAUGUAAAACUAUUAAAACAGGGAAAGUGGCAAGUUAUAUUCCAGAAUUAGCACAAGUUAAUCCAAAUUAUUGGGGUUUAUCAUUAUGCACAGUGGAUGGACAACGGUUAUCUAUGGGUGAUAGUAAUGUACCAUUCACAAUGCAGUCAAGCAGUAAACCAGUCACUUAUGCAAUAGCCUUGACCGAUUUGGGUCCAGAAUACGUUCAUCAGUAUGUUGGAUAUGAACCGUCUGGUCUACCGUUUAAUCAAAUUUCCUUGAAUCAUAAAAAUAGACCGCACAAUCCAUUGAUCAAUUCAGGAGCUUUAGCAGUUUGUAGUUUAAUCCAACCACAUUUAAGUCCUCCGGAGCGUUUCAAGUAUGUUGAAGGCAAAUUCAGUCAAAUGGCUGGUGGAUUACCAAUGGGUUUUAAUAAUGCUGUCUUUUUAUCCGAACGUGCUACAGCUGAUCGUAAUUUCGCCAUCGCAUAUUAUAUGCGUGAGAACAAAUGUUUCCCGCCACCGUUCGAAUUGCGUGAAUUAAUGGAUUUCUACUUUCAAUUGUGUUCAAUUGAAGUCAAUUGUGAAUCUAUUGCUAUAAUGGCUGGCACGCUGGCUAAUGGUGGAAUUAAUCCGUUGACUGGUGAAACUGUUGUCAGUGCUGCUGCUGCCCGUGAUACUCUGUCAGUUAUGCAUUCAUGUGGAAUGUAUGAUUAUUCGGGACAAUUUGCAUUCAAGGUUGGUUUACCGUGUAAAUCUGGUGUUUCUGGUGUCAUCAUGGUUGUUGUACCAAAUCUACUCGGUUUAGCUUUAUGGUCACCGCCUAUUGAUCGACAUGGGAAUUCAGCUAAAGGCAUACACUUUUGUGAAGAACUUGUUCAACGAUUUAUUUUUCAUCAUUACGAGAGUCAUUUACAUUAUGAUAAAAAAAUUGAUCCAAGAAAACCGAGAGAUUCUUAUCGUACAGAUGCGAUUACAUCAUUACUGUUUGCAGCUGGUAACAAUGAUUUGGCAACGCUUAGAAGAAGUUACAUUCAUGGCGUAGAUUUCAAUUCAGUCGAUUAUGAUGGGCGGACUGGUCUACAUGUAGCUGCAAGUUCUGGUUCACUAGAUGCUGUGAGAUUUUUCAUUGAAGUUGGUAAUGCUAAAUUAGAUCCAGUUGAUCGUUGGGGUCAUACACCCCUAUCAGAUGCUAAAUUGUUUGGACAUACUCAGAUUGUUGAAUAUUUAGAAAAAAUAAUAAGUCAACAAGCUGAAAGUAGCACUUAUCCUACAAACUUCUAUCAAAUUGCAUAAUAUAUAUAUAUACUUCAAUGUAGUGAAUGUGAGACGACCACCUUCCCUCUGUCACUCCCUUUUGCUCUCGCUCUAUCUCUAUCUCUCUCUUGCUUCAAAUAUACGUAGCACACACACGCUCGCUAAACCACAGAGUAUUCAGACGGAUGGAUGAAUGGAUGGUAAUGUGUUGUAUAUGCAUGGAUUUCCGGCGUUUGAAGUGCGCGCGCGUGGUUUGUUUGAGUUUGUUUUAAUAACUGUUUCAAUGUUUCAAUGAAUAUUGUUGAGACAAGAUUUAAACAAAUACCGAUGAUCUGUAUAUGUGUGUGUGUGUGUGUGAGUUAGCUUCAUUGAGUUCAGUCUAUCUAUUUUUUGAACUUACUAAUUAUUAUUACUCAAGAAUUGAUCGUUUCAUUUUGUUUCAUUAUGCCUUAUGAUGAAUGCAUGAAUAGAGUGUUUAGUAUGAAGGUUUAAUGCGUAUCCUUGUCGUCUUAGAAAAUAUUUCCCAAUGUGCUUUUAUAUGAAUUCUUUAUCAUUUGAGAGACUUUUUGCUUUUUAUAUAUUUUCUUGUUAACAUAUCUAUUUAUUCUAAUUUUAUCAUACUACUUAAAUGUCUAAAUUAGUAGUAUUAAAAAUGAAUGUAGAAUUAUUUACUAUAUAAAAUAAACAACGACAGCUGAAGCGCGCUGAUUCAGACAAUUGAAAUCAAACUUUUUAUUUU